UUGUACAAAAUUCCCGCCCUCCCAUAUUCUCAUGUCAAGAAAACAAACCCCCAAAUACCAAACGAACAUUACGAGAAAUCGAAAACCCUGACCACAAAAAUGCGAAAAUUGAAACCCUCAAAGUCCGAUGGCGACGAACUCGUUUCAUCAGAAGGGGGCGGAUCAGAAAAUCUUCAGACAGUGUCGAACUACGAAAUGCAGAGGUUGAAGACGAUUGAAGAGAACAAGAAAAGAAUGGAGGCUUGGGGCUGCGCAAAAUGGCAAAUUCCUUCAUGGGAUCUGUUCAUAAACCUCAUACAAACAAUAAUGAUAGAAAGGGAAAGAGAAAAAUCGACAACGAGGAUGACGAGUAUAAUCCAGCUCAAGACGAUGAGGGAACAAGUUCCUCAUCCGAAGAUAAUGAAAGUGAAGAAAAAUUCAGUUACGCCUAAAAAGCGGGGUGCAGUUCAAAAAACAACUCCCAGUUCGGAUUUCGUGGAGGAUGAUGAUGAAGCUCUGAUGCAGGCAAUUGCUCUUUCGCUACAAGAUACUACAAAUGCUGCAGCAAACGACAAAAGAAAAGAAAUUCCACGCAGCCAAAAUGAUUCAGGAAAGAUGAAGAGGAAAAAGCCGAUCGGCGGUCGAGUUAAAAUGACUGAGGAUGAAAUGCUGGUACACUUCUUUCAGUUUGAUGAAACUGGGAAAGGGGGCUUCACUCUCAGGGAUGUGCAGAGACUUGCCAUGGCCCAUGAUUUUACUUGGUCCGAAAAGGAGUUAGCAGAUAUGAUAUAUUGCUUUGAUACUGAUGGAGAUGGAAAGAUAAACUAUGAUGAUUUCCGCAAGAUUGUGAGUGGAUGCAACAUGCUAAAAGGUUCUGAUGUUGGUGAAACUAGUAAGUUGCUUCUCAGAAAAUGAAGAUUAGUUUGUGCAUGCUUAUAACACUUAUUUUUUUAUCAUUUGGAACUAAAUAUACAAGGAUGUUUUCCAGAAAUUUGAGGUUUUGCCAUUGAUUAAAAUUUUGAAGUGUUCCUCCAAACCAAAUUAAUAAAAAAACAAAUGUCAAGGGGGGUAUUUGCAAUGACACUGCUACGUAAUUUUAGCUACCACUAUGUAAGCUUUGUUUUACUCUAAUCCCUGUUCUGUUGCUGUUGCUGUAAAUCUGGUUAUACGCUCGAUUAACUGGGCCCUCAUUUGCUCCAGGU
This is a messenger RNA of Striga asiatica, 1181 nucleotides long. Lineage: Eukaryota; Viridiplantae; Streptophyta; Magnoliopsida; Lamiales; Orobanchaceae. The record is from the annotation of a GenBank genome assembly.